Molecule: messenger RNA, 1533 nt
Organism: Closterium sp. Naga37s-1
Lineage: Eukaryota; Viridiplantae; Streptophyta; Zygnematophyceae; Desmidiales; Closteriaceae
Source: the annotation of a GenBank genome assembly
AUGAGCGCGUUGUGCUGGGUGGUGAGGAGGAUGGAUCUCCUGAUCGGCGCCCUCCGUCGCAGUGUGAUCAGCAUGGACAAGGUCAACGUUUCGGGGUUGAAGGGGCUGCGGAAUGGGAUGAUAACAUUCGUCAAGGAGCACGUCGCUCUCAAACGGUCGGGCCAUGUCGGAGUUGCUGCCGACGCCUGCGAAGACGACGGCGAAGAGGCCCCUUCGGCAUCCAAAGCAGUAGGUGUCGCCUACACCGUCGAUGAUGCGCGUGGGACUUCGAUCGGAGAGCCCGGCGGCGUACGACCUCCCAGCCGUGAGGAGGAGGAGGAGGAGGAGGAGGAGGAGGAGGAGGAGGAGGAGGAGGAGGAGGAGGAGGAGGAGGAGGAGGAGGAAGAGGUGGAGGAGGCGGAGAAGCAGCAAGAGGGGGAGCAGGAGGAAGAGGUCGAGUGGGAGUUGGAGGAAAUGGAGGUGGAGUACGUAGAGGGAGCGGCGGAAACGGCUAGGAGGUCGGCAGAUGUUGUGAACAAGGGAGGGGAGGAUGCCGACGAGGAGAAAGUCGGCGUGGAGGAGGCUCACGAGGGGGGUGAGAAGGUCGUGGUCGGCGAUGUGUUUGGCGACGCGAAGGAAGUUAUCGACCUCGAGGUCGUUGGAGAAGGGGAUAACGCCGCGGCCACGAAGCAGACGGGCGUGGAAGCGCCUACCGAGACCACCGCAGGGAAGGCCGGGGGGGAGCGGUCUAGGUUGUUGGCCGACCAGGUCGCCGUCUCCGACCAUAAUGCGGCGAAACGGCUGCUAGAUGCGACGUCGGCCGUGUCGAGAACCAUCACGGACAACAUCACCAACCACAUGGACGAAUCGUGGAAGGCGAUGAAGUCCUUCGCCGAAAAGGCGUCGACGUGGUUGGCGGAAAUCGACGGCCCGGAGGGAAGUAUGGCAGUUGAACGAGCAAAAGCGGUCACCGCCUUGGGCAACCACGUGGAAGCGGUGGUGGACGAUGCGAAGCUGGGUUUGGAGGACUACAUCUCGAAGCACCUAGCCGCCGCGCAGACCAACAUUGCCGCCGCGGUAACUCGCAUCAUCGCCGUGCCGCCGCCGCCCCCGCCGCAGCCCACGCCAGCCUUCCCGGACGAGCUCAUGAAGUCGUUCAAGGCGAACGUGUUGAAGGUGGUGACGGAGGCCACCCAGCAGUCGUUUGUUGCGUCCGGGUUAAAGCUCAUGACCGAGGUGAUCGGCAAUGUGGCGGCUGGUCGGCGUGCGUCGUCGCCGUCGGCCAAUGACGCCGAUCCCGCGCAACGAAGGGAGGCCGACAAGCAGGGCCGGAAAAGGGCGGGCGGCGGAGAUGAUGCGGGGAGCGUGAAGCGGAGCAAGGGAGCCGAUGGGAGCCGCGGCAUCGGCGCGGUGGGUCCAGGCGGCUCGCGGACUCGAGGUCAGAGCGCGGUCGACCAGCUCAAGAAGAACGGGGCCAAGGUGAUAAGGUCGCACAGCAAGGGCGAUGGAAUCGGGAAUGCAGAUGGGGGCCAUGCCGACGAGGUUGCCGCAUAA